Vanessa tameamea is the source of this 4104-nucleotide messenger RNA. It is a transcript of the gene Naa15-16, whose product is annotated as N-alpha-acetyltransferase 15, NatA auxiliary subunit. Gene Ontology annotation, molecular function: protein binding. Bases 124 to 2694 code for a protein of 856 amino acids. The transcript is spliced from 16 exons. The record is from RefSeq and is a predicted model, not a curated record. NCBI's taxonomy places the organism in Eukaryota, Metazoa, Arthropoda, Insecta, Lepidoptera, Nymphalidae. Gene Ontology annotation, cellular component: cytoplasm; NatA complex. Gene Ontology annotation, biological process: N-terminal peptidyl-methionine acetylation.
UGAUCAGGUUGCUAUAGACUAAAAUCCUUCAUCGACUUCUUUGGUUUAUAGCCACGAGGUUUUUAGCAAUAUUUCAAUUUAUUAGUGAAAUAAUAAAAAGAGAAUUUGUAUUCUUUUGGGAAAAUGCCACCCAGCAAUCCAUUGCCGCCUAAAGAAAAUGCUCUUUUCAAAAGAAUUUUGCGUUGUUACGAACACAAACAAUAUAAAAAUGGGCUGAAGUUUGCAAAGCAAAUAUUAUCCAAUCCAAAAUUUGCAGAGCAUGGAGAGACUCUAGCUAUGAAAGGCCUAACACUGAAUUGCCUUGGCCGUAAAGAAGAGGCAUAUGAGUAUGUCCGUCGCGGUCUACGUAAUGAUCUGAAGUCGCCAGUGUGCUGGCACGUAUAUGGACUUCUUCAACGAUCUGAUAAGAAAUAUGAUGAGGCAAUUAAAUGUUACCGUAAUGCAUUGAAGUGGGAGAAGGAGAAUAUACAAAUUCUACGUGAUCUCUCCUUACUUCAAAUUCAGAUGAGAGAUCUGGAAGGAUAUAAAGAUACUCGAUACCAACUCUUUAUGUUGCGACCGACACAAAGAACAUCAUGGAUUGGGUUUGCUAUGAGCUACCAUCUACUAGGAGAUUAUGAAAUGGCAAACAGCAUUAUUGAUGCUUUUAGGACUAAUCAGAUGAAGGGUCCCUAUGAUUAUGAACAAUCAGAAUUGUUAUUAUACCAGAAUAUGGUAUUAGCCGAGUCUGGACAGUAUGAAAGAGCUCUGCAACACUUGCAAAAAUUCCAAAAUCAGAUCUUAGACAAGUUAUCUGUUAAAGAAACCUCUGGUGAAUAUUAUUUGAAAUUAAAGAGGUUUAAGGAAGCUGAAGCGGUGUAUGAAGAUUUGCUCAAGAGGAAUCCAGAGAAUGUGAUGUAUUAUGAGAAAUUAGUUGAAGCAAAACAGCUUAGUAGUCCUGAUGAAAAGGUGGCUUUCUAUGAUGAUUAUAAGUUAGAGUAUCCGAAAGCAAUUGCCCCCAGAAGGCUUCAGCUUACUGAAGCUUACCUGCCUGUUUUUGAGCGGCUCAUUGAUGAGUAUUUGAGGCAUGGCUUACAUAAAGGCAUCCCUCCACUAUUUGUGGACUUGAGGUCGUUAUAUGUAGACGAAAGCAAGGCAGACACAAUAGAGAAAUUAAUUUUACAAUACAUAGACAAUUUGGCAAAGACUGGUGUGUUUAGCACUAAGCCAGAUGAAGUGAAACAGCCAGCGAGUGCAUUACUAUGGGCGUAUUACUUCGCGGCACAACAUUUCGAUUACAAGCAAGAUACAACAAAAGCUCUAUUUUAUAUAGACGCGGCGAUAGAACAUACACCUACAUUAAUAGAACUAUUUAUUGUCAAAGGAAGAAUAUAUAAGCACGCCGGCGACCCGGUGUCGGCGUACGAGUGGCUGGAGGAGGCGCAGGCCAUGGACACGGCGGACCGCUACGUCAACAGCAAGUGCGCGCGCUACAUGCUGCGCGCCGGCCACGUCAAGCGCGCCGAGGACAUGUGCGCCAAGUUCACCAGAGAAGGUGUCCCAGCAACAGAGAACCUAAACGAAAUGCAGUGCAUGUGGUUCCAGACAGAAGCAGCGGCUGCUUAUCAGCGCUUGCAGCGGUGGGGUGAAGCUUUAAAGAAAGCACAUGAAGUGGAUAGGCACUUCUCGGAAAUAAUCGAGGACCAGUUCGACUUCCACUCGUACUGCAUGCGCAAGAUGACCCUGCGCUCGUACGUGGGGCUGCUGCGGCUGGAGGACGUGCUGCGCUCGCACCCCUUCUACUUCCGCUGCGCGCGCGUCGCCAUCAGCGUGUACCUGCGCCUCUACCAGCACCCGCUGCAGGACGUGCCGCAGACGCAGGAGCCCGACACAGAAAAUCUCGCGCCAUCGGAGCUAAAGAAACUCAGAAAUAAACAGAGGAAAGCGAAACGCAAAGCUGAACAGGAAAGUGCGCUGGCGGCACAGGUUCAGGUGAAACGUGAACAGCACCAUAAAGCGAGACAGCAGCAAGAACAAGGCGAUCCAGAAGCUCCACAGCUUGAUGAGCUCGUUCCGGACAAACUUGCUAGGGCAGAGGAUCCGUUAGAGCAAGCGUUAAAAUUCCUGCAACCGUUGCGGACGCUCGCCGCGGACCGAAUAGAUACUCAUCUCAUGGCCUUCGAAAUAUACUUUAGGAAAGAAAAGCCGCUCCUGAUGCUGCAGAGCAUAAAGCGCGCGUGGAGACUCGACAGUCAGAACGAACACCUCCACGACUGCCUGCUCCGCUUCCGGACCUGGCUGGACGACAAGCAGGCGGGGCUCCCGACCGGCGUGACCACCGUGAUCGACAAGGAGACCCAGCCGAUGUUCAAGGGGCGCAGCCCGCAGACGAUGGCGGAGGAGUUCGUGGCCGGCCCGGCGCUGCGCUCGCAACGCGGCGCGCUGUGGGGCGCGCGCGCGCUGCGCCGCCUGCAGCCCGCGCCCGCGCCCGCCGCGCUCGCGCUCGCCACGCGCCUCGACCUGCCCGGCCUCUCCAUACAGGGAUGCGUCGAGGUGUUGGAGAGUCUCCGCGCGGGCGACUUCGGCGAGUGCGAGAAGGAGACGGAGCAGUACGUGCAGGCGUGUCGCGCCAAGUUCCCGCACGCGCUCGCCUUCAAGCCCGACGCGCCGCCCGCCGACGACGCGCAGCCCGGGGACUUUGCCCUCGACAACUGAGCGACCACGACUCGUUAUCACCCGCACAUUGGAGGUGUCGGUCGGUCGGAGAGGAAGGAGAAAGAAUCUGGCUUCUCGGUCGAUAUGAACCCUGAUGUGCCCUCCGGUCCCGCUUCACCGGAUAUCGGAUUCGGGUCGUCAGCGGUCGUUUGAACUCAUCUUUAAUAGUAAUGUCUCUCAUUGAAAACUACUAAUAAGCUGAAACGGUUUGGGUGUUUUGUCAUAUCAGUGUCACAAAGACUAUAAUUGGCCAGUUUAUUCGAAUACGAGUUGAAAACGCAACUCUUAAUUACAUACAAAAUAAGUUAUUGAUGUUAGUCGACGACGAUGAAGCAUAAUUUUUUUCUGAUUUAAAAAUUUUUGGAGCUAAUAUAAUAAAAAGUAAACAUUUUUUCUGCUGUUUAAAAAUUAAUAUGCCAUAUAGAAGACUGUAGAUUUGCGAUUCCGAAAGUAAAUUUUAUUGACUAACCUUAUUGUAAAUCUUCAAUUCAUUACAAUAUAAAGUAUUACUUAACAAUAACAUUGAUUUUAAUUUUAUGAUGAAAUGGGUCGACAUGUUCCUUCUUAGAUUUAAGUCCCAUUCGCUUAAAAAUUUACUGUUAUUGUUAUUUUUUUUUGUAAUAAAUGAACGACUCCAUUUACGUAAAAAUUUUUUAAGUGUCAAGACUGUAAGAACAAAAACUGUAAUAUUUUAUGACGAGAUGAUAAAAAAAUUGUACUUUUUUUUUAUUCCAUUAACAAAUCUUGUGUUCAUCAAUAUUCAAAUAACGUAUUAUAUAAUUAGGAUUUAUUAAAAAUGGCUGGUUUUUGUAAAAAAAGUGUGGCAAAUUCUUAAACCUCAUGCAAUAUUAACUAAACUGAGGUUUGCUUUGUAAAUAAUUCUUAUAAUUAAGUUUUUAUUGUACAAUAAAGUUAGAUUCCCAAAAGUCUUUGUCAACUUAAAAUUUAUUGACUGUGUGGGGCGUAGAAUGAAAUUUGUAAUCAUUUGAUUGACAACAUGGAUAACUGUAAUUGCCUUAGGUUUUAUUGUUUUUAAUUUCAUUGUAGAUAUGUGUAAAGUUUGGACAAUAAUUAUAAUUAUUGAAUACACGAAAUCUUCAUAACCACUUUACUGUGUGUAGUUUGAAAAGUAAAUGGUUUUAUCUAGUGAGAUGUUUCGGCUAUCUUCACUGAUUGCAGAACAUUAAGGCAAAUAUAUUAUGCUAUCAAACAUUUUCUGAUUCAAAUAAUCAAGAAAAAAAUGUAUUGUUUUUAAAUAUUGAAAGCCAUCCUGUUCUGCUCAGAGGAGUUGUAUCACAUUCAAUGUUUCUUCGGAACAACCAUGUUGAUUUUUUUUUAGUUUGUGAUUGGAGUAUUUUGUACCCCUGUCAUCUUGUACAUAAAGUAAUAAAAUUUUAUUUUACAAAUUUA